This is a messenger RNA of Cyprinodon variegatus (sheepshead minnow), 8877 nucleotides long. RefSeq lists its product as uncharacterized. NCBI's taxonomy places the organism in Eukaryota, Metazoa, Chordata, Actinopteri, Cyprinodontiformes, Cyprinodontidae. Gene Ontology annotation, cellular component: nucleoplasm. The transcript is spliced from 2 exons. Bases 399 to 8447 code for a protein of 2682 amino acids. The record is from RefSeq and is a predicted model, not a curated record.
AAGAAAAAAAAUCAUCUGAGCCACUCUCUGUGAACGCUUUCCCUGCUGGCAGCUCAGAGGGGUGUGGCACAAAUGGAGAUAAGAGUAUUAGGGGAUGUAAUGUUUCUGAGGAGGUUCCUCUUUUCUUUUUCUGUUCAAGCCUAAUACAUGGCAGUGCCAGUCAGUCUGGCUCCAUCAGCCUGUGAUGUAGAGCUCCUUGGUUCUGGAGACGAACAGGGUCUUUUUACCCUGGAGUCUUUUGCUGACUUUUUGUUGGAGGAGGGACAGAUUUGGAACUACUGAAGAUCUCCAAGCCUCCAGAAAGCCCUUUAUCAGACGCCUCAGGAACCCAGCCAAAAGCCCACUGGAGAAGAAGGCAGGACUGGCCACAGUGAUCCUUUGGAGCUCAUGGUCUAGCGAUGGACAGUUGGACUCUCCAGGGGGACAGUUACUCCUUUAAGCGCAGUGUGCCCCGCACAUUUUCCCUGUGCCAUCGUGAGGGUACCCCUAACCACGUUGAAAUCUUUGACAUUAUCAACAUUCCCGCUCAGAGGAGUGUCAUCUCUGAGACCACCUGCCUCUGUGACAUUUUUGGAGUCGACGGUGAGUCAGCAUCGCUCUCAAGCAGCCCAGCUGCAGUGCCCUUUGUCCCUUCUCAGACAGAGGUGAAUGACUGUGCUGCUGCAUCACCAUCCGUGGAUGAUGUGAAUGAUUCUUCUGGCAGCUAUCACACUGCACCAGGGUCGAGUGAGGGAGAGGAGGGCUUUGAUGAUUCAAGAGAAAGGUAUUAUAGCCCUGUCUGGCAAAAAGAGUCAAUUGAUGGGAGGCAAUCAGAUGAAAAAGGAUUGAACUCUGAACAUUCACAGGUUUCAGAGGAUAGCAUUUCAAAUUCUGAACCAAAAAUAAACCCUGUACUCCUGCAAAAUACAAAUACCCCUUCAUCCAUCACCCCAUCCUCUCAAAGCCUUAAUAGUGGCCAGACAACGCCCUCUCCUGGAUCUAUCAGCCCAUGCAUCUUUAAUCCAGAAGGAAGGUUGUCAUCAUUGUCUUCUUCCUCAGCUGAAAAAGGACUCUUACCUCUGACACCUGGCACCCAGGGAGCCCAAACUGAAACUGAACCAAGCACAAUAACUCCUCCAUUCAAAGACAGACACCGUGCCUCAAUUCAGUCUUUGAGUCCAUCACUUCCACAAGACUUGCAUGAACCGAUAGACAGCCAGUCGCAUCAAAACAACAGUUCAACUUGUGAGGCCCAUAUCCAGUUAUCUCAGGAUUAUACAGACCUGAAAUCUACAACCAUCUAUUCGUCUUCCCAGCGUGAAGAUUCCAAAUCUCCCUCUGAGAGACAGUUCGUCUUCCCUGAGCACAGAAAUACUUCUCCCAGAACACAAGUGUCAUCCCCUUUCUCAGAGUUAGGAGGGAGAGUUUCUGUACCUGAUCUAUUUAGUAGAGGUUCUACCCCUGAUAGAAACGAUUCUGGCAACACCACUGAACUUAUUUCUGAUCUUUCCACUGCUGAAAGAGAUACCACAUCCAUUACUGAAAGCCAGGACACAGGAUUGUCAACAGGACAAGGUAGCUCUCUUUCUACACCAGGCCUUGAGUAUACACCCCCUUCUUCUGUCAUUUCAACAGCCUCAUCUCCUGAACUUCUAGAGGCAGCAGUUUCAGCUGGAAUAAAUAGCACAGGGACCUCACCUCAGUUACUUAGUCCCGCCUUUCCAGUCAGUCUGUCAAGAACUCCACCCCUUGCUGCCUCACCUGUAAUACAAAACAAUUUAGAGUGUUCUGAGAGCAGAAGCCAAGUGUCUUCACCUGUGGUUAUUAAUAGUUUAUCUCCAUUAUCUAGAGUGCAUCAGAACAACGCUCCUUUAGAGGAGAGAUAUACCACCCCAUCACCUGAAAUAAGAAUUAUAUCCUCCUCUCCAGAGCCCGUGAGAGAAGAGCAACAAUCACAAGAAAAUCCAUCACUAGAACUUCAGCAGAGCAGCUCACCUUUAGAGGAAAGAUACUCUUUGCCAUCACCUGAGGCAGGUGUUGUAUCACCAUCCCUAGAGCUCUUUUGGAAUGAGCAGACCUCUCAAGUAAAAUCAGCAUCAAAGUCUCCUCUCUCUGAGCCCCACGUUUGCCCCCCCUCACCAAGAAGCUUUACUUACCCUGCUCAAAUCACGGGUGUGUCCUAUUCUGUUAUUCAGCCUGAGGACAGGACCAGUCCUCCAUUUCCUGAACUCUCUCAUAUCUCCUCCCCAAAUCCAAACGAGUUUCAGUCCCCUGAAUCUGGUAAAGACAGUUCAGACACCAGUGCAGCAGAGUCGACAAGAAGCCAAAGAAACUCUCCUCAUAUAGACAUCCAAAGUUCUGGUUCACUGUCUCAGCCCAGAAGCCAGACACCCUCUCUUCAGCCAGUCUAUCUUCCAUCCUUACCUGAACAUAGAUUUGAGACCUGUUCACCAGAGUUUCAAAGCCUUUCCUCUCAGCUCCAUAAUCCAUCACAUGAAACUCCAUUUUUAGGGCUGAGAUACCAGCAAUCACCAGAAGUACCCUCUACAGACUUAAAUCCCCUUUAUACAAAACCUGUUCCCAUAGACAGCGAAACUGAGUGUCCCUCAGGUUUCAAUACUGUAGGGUGCACAGGAAUACCGUCACCUACAGGUCUGGCAAGGGAAGCCGUGUCACCUUUGUUGAAUUUAGAGAGGAGAGAGGAAACAAGUGUGGCUGAGUUUAAUAAAGAUUUAUCAGUGGUGGAAGUUUGCACACCUAUAUCUUUCUUAUCAGAUAAAAAUUCCCACAACUACCAGAAACAACACAUCUCAGAAAUAGAGACAAAACAGGAAGAAUUCUGCAAAGAAAGAUCAGGUGUAGUCCUCUUAACUCGGGAAAAACUCAGUUCUCAAACCCCCUUUUCUGAGGAAGAAAUAACAUCUCCUUGUGAAACUACAAGCAACAGAGCCACACAUAAAGCUGUGUCUAGGGAACCUGUGCAAAAACAGGACAAUCUCCAUCUUCUGAUUGCCUCCCACUCUCCAGAUUUUGACAGUGAUUUUUGUCCACAAAGUUGGACUUACACCCCUCAGAACUCAAGAAGAAAACUUUUACCCAAAGUUAUACAAGAAGACAGAGAGAGGCUAGCAGGGGAUAUGUCCCGUCAUGUAAACAGAAGACAGACUCCUUCUCCUCCGCUCACUAGGUUUACACCUGUACACAUUAUAGCCCCACAGAAACCAUACAGAAAGUGGCAGAACAGAAGCAAUAGCCCCUCUCAAGUUUUAGAAUCCCCACUUAGUGGAAAUUUAGCAGAAGCAGCAACCCACAGGGAAAGCCCCAAUGUUGACCCUGUUGACAAUAAUAGCCAGGCCCAGUGGGUCAGACCUGGAAAGCAAUUGGAGAUAGACAGUGACAUGCCACUGGAGCAGGAGAGGGAAGAAGUUAUGGAAGGGCAAAUGGAUAAGGGGAUGAACAGGGAGGGAAAGAGGGAGGAGCAGCCUCCUGAUAGGGAGGGUUGGCAGGGGGUUACCAGUUACAGAGGGGAACAGGUUGAGCUGUCAUUCAAUCCCAGGAAUAGAAAAGGACCUGUGAGUCACGGUGCAGCUCCCACAACCAGAGACACCCGCCAGGGACUGCCAACAGCAUAUUCUUAUUCAGAGAGUCUUCCUGCAACAAGACAGUCACAGCAGCAACAGAGUCGGUUUAAACUCUCACCUAAGCCAGACCCCAGUGGUUGCAGCAGCAUCAGAAGACUUAAACCCCCCACAUCCCAGGAUAGGAGAAGUGCGCCUCGACGUGUGGCCACUAACAGGCAGUGUCCAAGCUCCAGCUCCAGUAUGGGAAGUGAACUUGAUGAAGCAGACAAUGAAGUGAAGUGGCUUACCGAUGCUGCUUUCCGCAGCCUCUCAAGUCCUGAGGUAGAUUACCUUGAAAUGUACAACUCCAGCCACUGUUCAUCUGCAAACAUUUCUCAGCCAUCUACUCUCGACAGCCCUGCUGGGCUCAAUGCUGCCUGGUUGUCAUAUGCUGACUUCAAAGGCUCUGCACCAAAGCUCGACCUUGAUGAACUCUCUUCUCACCAGCAGUAUUCUCACAAUUUUGAUUGCCUGGAUCCAUCAAAGAGAUAUGAGUUGGGGAGCUUUGAAUGCAUUGAUGUAGCUGUGGAAAGGGAGGACAGCAGGAAGGUGAGAAGAGGUGUACCAAAAAGACAGAUCCAGCUGAAGAGACGGAAUAAUACAGAAGGGAAGCAAGAUGAGAGCAGUGAAACUAGUAGUCCCGGGUUACCAGCCAUGGUGGAGAGCCCCUCUCAAGAAAUUCAUCCAAGAGGGAUCUUUGUGAGACAGCACAGUACACCAGCAGCAAUACAAAAAACUCCCACUUCUGAUAGCAGCUCUGAGAUACCACGGCAAAAAGGAAGACAGUUCAAACUCCAGAAAUCUGCCUCUAUGGAUGAAACAUGCUCUAAAACCAAGAUUGCCUCAUGCCAUAUCAAGAACGUGUUGUCAAAGAAGAUGCAAGUAGUUGACAGACAGCCGGAUCAGCAAAUAAGAGGAGAAGGUAGCCCACCAACAGAGAGUGGGAUGGCACCAUCUGAAGAGUCACUGAAACUUGACUCUAGCAAUAUGAGUUCCAGUCUUCAGUCAGAUCACAGUCUGUCUUCUGGGGGACUUUUACUGAGGGAAGAGUCAGGCAUGAAGAAUCAAAACACUGUUCCAAAGGACCAUGGAGUAAAAUGUAGUUAUAGGCCAAGUUCAUCCAGCAGUUGCAGAAGUGUUACAUUUCCCCAGCUUGAUUGUGAAGAAGGUGAAGAAGAAGAUUCCCAAACAAGAAGUACAAAAUCAACACCUUCGGAGGUUAAAUCAAAAAUCAAUACACAGUUUGAAAGCGACAGUGCAGAUUUACAGUGCUGGAAAACACAUGAAAGGGUAGCCUGUGAAUCAGUAAAAGCUUCUGCUUGGGACACAGGAGCCUCCUCAGCAAAUGUUGCCAACAACAUGCAGGCAAGAGUGACCAACAAAGACCAAGAACAGGAAAACAAUAAACAACACAGACAAAUGCUGCAAGAAGAAACAGAUGACUACACAUCUAAAAUGCAGGAGAUGGCACUCAAACCUGUUGAAAAAAAGAAGGCCUCACUAAAAGUCUGCCUGACACCCGAGGCAGAAAGCAAGCCCUUUCCACCAGACACAUCUGCUGGAGAGAUGGAAAAGGCAGAGACCAAAGUCGAAGGCAAAAUACAAGUAGAGGGGCAUGAUGAGGACGGUUUUAAGGCUCCCAUUCAUAAAGUUAGAGAUGUAAGGCGGCUUGUGAAAAAUACUUACAACCUAUCAUUCAAGGCGGUUAGUCCUGUUAACCCAUCAAAUGUUAUUGAAGAAAGUUGCUAUGAGAAAAAGAUGGAGAAGGUAUCAGCAACGAAGGGUGGAAAUGUGUUACAGGAAGUAAGCAGAGAAGAAAAGAGAGAGGAAGGAGAAGAAGAGCUCAGGAUACUGAGAACACAAGGCCAUAAAGAGGAGGCGAAAGAUUCAGAGACUCCGGUAUUACCUGAUUCUGCUCAGAACAAAAUUAAUUCUCAGCUUUGUCUGCAACCUAUGCAAAUUGAAUGCAAGGCUGUUUGUUGGAAAGAUGACAAAAAUAAAAUGUCAAGCAUCAAGAAAGACUUCGACGAUAAACCCAAAAAUUCUUCAGCAUCUCCUCCAGAUGCAAACUUAAUUUCAAACACACUAAAACACACAAGGGAAGAUAAGAUGGUUGAGGAGCUUGACAGAUGUGAUAUCAGCCUCUCAGCAUCAAAGAAAGAGACUGUGACAGAUAUCCUGAAAUUGCCAAGUAGUGAGGAUAAGCCUGCAUUGGUUAGAACAGACCAAAAAACCCCCAUGCUCGGAAACAUCCCGAAGGUACCAAGUAAGGAGAGAGAGGUGUCCACUGCUGUAGUUUUGAUAAGAGAGAAGUCAAAUAAACCCAACUUGUCGGCAUCUUUAACCCAUGAGGAGACCUCUACUUUACUCAAAGCUCCCGCUUCCCUCUCACCAGGGCCCUCUGCCUCUGGCGGAGUGGUUGGUGGUAGUGGUGGCCACUCGGUUUCAAUGCUUUUAAAGGAGAAAGGUUAUCAAGCUGACAUUGGAGCAGUGAUGGGUGACAGUCAGAACUCCUCUAAAGUGAAAGAAGUUCCCUGUAAGCAUGUUAACUCACUGGAGAUCCCUCUUCAGACCAUCCAUCCUUCAGAAAGAGGUUUUCCUGAGUCUCACAGAGAGAGAACAUGCUCCUCCUCGUCCACCACUUCUGGCCCCUCGGGAACAACUGAAAGUGUAGAAGUCUUCAAAAAGCCAGUAGAAGAAGAGGAAUUAAGCAUUAAGCCUCCAAAGAAUGUUACUGAGAGGACAAAAACGGAAACAAAGGAGCAUACGACAGUACCCACCAAACAAAAAGACACCAUAGUAGAUUUUGAAGCAGUCAAAAGACUAGAUCCUACUUUUCCUCCGAGGUCCCCUGCAAUACGAAGAUUCAAACCACAGCCCAGUGACACCAGGUCACCAUUGAAAGAAAUAGAGAAAAAGGAAAUAUCCAACUCCUCUAAGGGAAACCAUAGACCUCAAACGAUUGAGGUGAAAUCCAUAGCUAAACAUGUUCAAAAACCAGUUGUGCCCCCAAAGCCAAACUGCAAAUUUAAGCCUGGGAAUUCAGGUAACGGGGCAAAUGAAGCACACAGAACGUCAUCAGCCUCAUCUGCUGGAAAACAAAGAAAUGAGGAGAGACCUCAGACAAUUGUAGUGAGCUCACCAACAGUCUACAGGAAGAUUUCCAAUGAGGCUGUCUCAUCAUCAAACUAUUCAAGAAAACUUGCUGUAUCAGCUGUGUCAAGCCUUAAACCUCCACCUCACAGGACAGCAGCCCCUGUCUCCAGUGUCUCCAACGCGUCAACAGCUUUUUCAGGAACAGAGGCAGCUACUGAUAGAGGUCAACACCAACCAUCUGCUGCUCCUCCUCAGAGCACAAGGCAUGCACAGAAACUGGCAUCUCCAGCUACAUCAGACACAGUUUUAGGUGUUGCCUCACAACUUGUUCCAGAGCCAAAUCCAAACCAAAACACUGGAUCUAUACUAUCUGAAGCUGAGCAGUCAACCUCAGGGGACCCAGACAGUCAACUGCAGUACUCUGGGGAAACGUGUGCCCAUGAGCAAACUAGGCCGGUUACCUCCAGCACUGUAAAACAAGUGCCUUCCAUUACUUCUACACAAAGGUACACCCAUCACCCAUACAGCAGAGUGCCUCCCAGUGAUGUCCAGAGGAUAGACGACCACAAUUUUUAUGCCUCAGAUGACCCUCCAAGCUAUGAUGAAAGAGAGAGCUUCAGUCCCCUCUUGCUGCCUGAUUUGACUUCAGUGAGGUCUAAUCAGUAUCAACCUUCGUCCCUUCCUCCCUGUUCCUGUGGAGCUAGUUACUCCUCUCACUGUGGUCCCACUUCUCCUAACCAUCACUGCAGUCCCCAUGACCUAACCCCACCCUGCCUGUCACACUCUCCAGGAUCAACAUUUCCUUACCAAAUGGCUCAGCCCCCUCUUCCCCCCCAUCACUGUAGACCCGAACACCAGCCAAUAGGUUACCAACCAAGAUCUCCAAAAUCAAGCCCACUUGGUCCAAAUCCCCCACCGUCCAUGUACCAGUCUAUCCAUCACUCGGCUAAUUGUGCCUCCCAUCCCUCCCUUGUGCAGAGCUGUCCUGCUGACCGCUCACUUCCACUACAGCAGCAUAUUGGAGCUAGAAGGCCUCCUGUCCGCAGAUCUCCUCAUCAACAGCCAGCAGGCCUAACUGGGGUUCCUUACAGCGAUCCAGGCCACAGUCACUCUCCUGGUCUGCCUCCUAUGGACCCUCAGUACCUUUGUGGCCCCCAAAACAUGGGACCCUCCUAUGGUUCAGAAUAUGGUGGUGACAGCUCUAGUGUUUAUUCAGAAGGUAGCUUUGCACAACCACCUCGUAGAGUGCUCCUUGAUCCUGAAACAGGAAAGUAUUUUUAUAUCGAGGUACCUGUGCAACCACUAAGGAAAAUGUUGUUUGACCCAGAGACUGGCCAGUACGUAGAAGUGCUAAUCCCACAGCAAGCUAUAUCUCAUUCAGGCCUGUACCCUCCCACUGCUGCCCCUUUCCCACCACUCCACAACCCAAACAUCUAUGCCCAGGCCCCUCAGUAUAUACCCUGUGCUGCUCCUCCAUUAGCACACCCCCAGGCUCAGCCUCAACCACCCCAAUAUCCUGACGCAUCUGCUGCUCCUACUGUGCAUCCAAGUGGGCCUGGGGUCAACUACAGAAAUCCCUCAGGACAGGGAUCUAAGCAAGAACACAAAAAACACCCCCAAUUGGACCAAAGGUACCCAGAGAAUAUGUAUUAUGUCCAAAGUGUGAUAAAUGCAAGCCCAAAUACCACCCCACCAGAGUAUUACCACAGGCAUCCUUCCAGCUUACCCCCACCUGGGGGGAAAAGGUCCUGAAAUAGAGGGCAGAGGCCGCCUUGCUGGAGCCCCUACAGUUUAAAAUACACUGUGUAUAAAUGGGGCAUCUAAUGUUAGUCUGAGAUGUUAUUUGAGUUUGAAGACUAAAAUUCUUUGGCUGUUGUUUAUUUGCUGAUUCUGCUUCCACAAAAAAGAUUUUUAGGUUGGUGGCUUUGAAAAUACACUUGUGUGGGCCUUUUUUAUGAGCGGUUUCUAUUCAAUAUUACCUAAAUUUUUCUAUUUAGGUCAACUAAAGUGAUGCACAAGAGCAAGAAAUCUGUGGUUGUAGGAAUUUACUGUUGUGCCUUUCUUUUUCAAAUGUCCACAGAAACUUGAAAAUGCGGUAUGAAAAGACCUCAUAUUUAUUUUGAUAAUGCAUCAACACAGGUUGAAUGACUUUGUGUGCUCGAUGUCUACAAUUCAAUGCAGC